This is a messenger RNA of Thlaspi arvense, 1125 nucleotides long. The record is from the annotation of a GenBank genome assembly. Lineage: Eukaryota; Viridiplantae; Streptophyta; Magnoliopsida; Brassicales; Brassicaceae.
AUGAGCUCCGCAGACUCAAGCAAAAGAGAGAGGAGCUCCUUAUUGCAAUGCAGGAAGCAGAAAAGGAGGUAUGAUUUAGCUAGAGUCGCGGAUUUGAGAUAUGGAGCGAUUCAAGAAGUUGAGGCUGCAGUAGCAAGGCUUGAAGGAAACACAGAAGAAAGCGUAUUGCUCACAGAGACUGUUGGUCCUGACCAAAUUGCAGAAGUUGUGAGCCAGUGGACUGGCAUUCCUGUGACUCGGCUCGGCCAGAAUGAGAAGGAGAGGUUGACUGGGCUUGCUGAGAGAUUGCACCAGAGAGUGGUGGGACAGGAUCAAGCUGUCAGUGCUGUUGCUGAAGCUGUGUUGAGCUCUAGGGCUGGACUGGGAAGGCCACAGCAGCCAACCGGCUCUUUCCUUGUCUUGGGUCCACCUGGUGUUGGGAAGACUGAGCUUGCUAAAGCCCUUGCUGAACAGUUGUUUGAUGAUGAAAAUCUAAUUAUUAGAAUUGAUAACUAUGUUGGGCACGAUGAAGGUGGGCAACUCACAGAAGCUGUGAGGAAGAAGCCGUGUAGUGUGGUGCUAUUUGAUGAAGUGGAGAAAGCACAUCCCACUCUUUUCAAUACCUUACUUCAAGUUUUGGAUGAUGGAAGGUUGACAGACGGCCAAGGCCGCACGGUGGACUUCACCAACACUGUUGAGAAUGAGGUGAUGAUUUUGGGUUUUGACAUAAUACAGGUUGCCAAGCUUCAAUUGAAAGAUGUAGCGAAGCGGCUUGCGGAGAGGGGUAUUGCACUUGGUGUGACUGAGGCAGCACUGGAUGUUAUACUGGAAGAAAGUUAUGACCCAGUAUAUGGUGCAAGACCGAUAAGGCGAUGUUUGGAGAAGAGGGGGUUGACUGAAUUGUCAAAAAUGCUGGUGAAGGGGGAGAUUGAUGAGAAUUCAACUGGUUAUAUAGAUGCUUCCCCUAAUGGAGAUGUGUUAACAUACCGGGUUGAGAAGCCUGGAGGUCUCGUGAAUGCUGCUACUUGGCAGAAGUCAGACGUACUCAUUCAAAUCUCUAAUGGGCCUGCUAGGAGUGAUGCUGCUCACGCAGUGAAGAAGAUGAGGAUUGAAGAGAUUGAAGAUGAUGAUGAAAUGGACAUAUAG